Molecule: messenger RNA, 1418 nt
Organism: Pseudogymnoascus verrucosus
Lineage: Eukaryota; Fungi; Ascomycota; Leotiomycetes; Thelebolales; Thelebolaceae
Gene: RPT6
Product: protease regulatory subunit 8 (SUG1 protein) (CIM3 protein) (TAT-binding protein TBY1)
Exons: 3
Coding region: 115-1284 (389 amino acids)
Biological process (GO): proteasome-mediated ubiquitin-dependent protein catabolic process
Cellular component (GO): proteasome regulatory particle, base subcomplex
Molecular function (GO): proteasome-activating activity; ATP hydrolysis activity; ATP binding
Source: RefSeq, a predicted model, not a curated record
CCCAACGUUGUCAACACAACAACCCGUCGCACCAUCAUCGCCACCAGUACUCUCUGUCGACUGGCAUAACAUCGCACUUCCUACACCCAUAUAUUCGUCGCCAAGUCAUUCAAGAUGGCGCUCGACAGCUUCUUUCACAACAAGAUCGAGAGCAUGAAGCUCGAGAUCAUCCAGGGCCAGGCGGUCCUCCGGAGACUUGAAGCGCAACGAAACGAUUACAAUUCAAGAGUUCGUCUGCUGAGAGAAGAGUUGGGGCUGCUGCAACAGCCUGGUUCAUAUGUUGGAGAAGUCGUGAAGGUGAUGGGCACCAAGAAGGUCUUAGUGAAGGUUCAUCCAGAAGGGAAAUACGUUGUGGACAUCUCCGAUAACGUCGACAUUGCCAAGCUUACCGUUGGGAAGCGCGUCACCCUCCUCUCCGACUCAUACAAACUGGAGAAGAUGCUUCCGUCAUCCGUCGACCCUCUUGUGUCGCUGAUGAUGGUUGAGAAGGUGCCCGACAGCACAUACGAUAUGAUUGGAGGGCUGGACCAACAGAUUAAGGAGAUUAAGGAAGUUAUCGAACUAGGCCUCAAGCAUCCGGAACUGUUUGAAUCGUUGGGGAUAGCACAGCCAAAGGGUGUGCUGCUCUACGGCCCUCCCGGAACGGGGAAGACUCUGCUCGCGAGAGCUGUUGCUCACCACACAGACUGCAAGUUCAUCAGGGUGUCCGGAUCCGAGUUGGUCCAGAAAUACAUCGGAGAGGGUUCGCGGAUGGUCCGUGAGCUUUUCGUCAUGGCGCGUGAGCAUGCUCCGUCUAUCAUCUUCAUGGACGAAAUCGAUUCCAUUGGAUCCUCCCGUGUCGAGGGCUCGUCUGGCGGUGAUUCGGAAGUACAGCGCACGAUGUUGGAGCUUCUCAACCAACUUGAUGGUUUCGAGCCGACAAAGAAUAUUAAGGUCAUUAUGGCGACAAAUAGGCUCGAUAUCUUGGAUCCUGCAUUAUUACGACCAGGACGUAUCGAUAGGAAGAUUGAGUUCCCCCCGCCAACCGUUGAGGCCAGAGCAGAUAUUCUCCGCAUCCACAGCCGCAAGAUGAACCUGACAAGAGGCAUCAACCUGACCAAGAUCGCCGAGAAGAUGAACGGAUGCUCAGGAGCCGAGCUCAAGGGUGUAUGCACGGAGGCUGGUAUGUUCGCAUUACGAGAGAGGCGAGUGCACGUCACACAAGAGGACUUUGACCUCGCCACAGCGAAGGUCUUGAACAAGCACGAUGAUAAGGAGGUUAGUUUGGGCAAGUUAUGGAAGUGAGCGAGGGAGGUUGGCGCAAUUUUGCUACGGAUAGGAACAAUGAGGAUGCGCUUGUGUACAAUACAAUAGAACCCGAAAUAAUAUCACCACCAUCACUGAUGGUGAUUGGAGACAAUUGAAUUUUUAGACAAAUG